Molecule: messenger RNA, 1713 nt
Organism: Paramecium pentaurelia
Lineage: Eukaryota; Ciliophora; Oligohymenophorea; Peniculida; Parameciidae
Source: the annotation of a GenBank genome assembly
AUGGGAGAUUUGGAUUGUGAUUGUGGAGAUUGUGGAGAUCUAGGUGGAAUUUGUAAUGAUUGUGGAGAUUGUGGAGAAUGCACAAAUAUGUAUGGAGACUGUAAAAAUUGCUGUUAAGAUUGCUGUGAUUGUAAUAAUUUAGAUUGUGAUUGUUGUGAGAAUUAAUUUUGUAGAGAUGGUUGUUAAAGGUGCUUUUCAAAUCCAGUAGCUAAUCAUUCAAGAUUAAGAAGAUUUGUAUCAUCAUUAAUUAUUUUUGUGUUGCUAGUUGUAUAAUGGGUAACAUCUGUUUCUAAAAUAUAAGAAUACUAAAAUAAUAAAGUUCAGAUUACAAAUAUUUAAGAAAUGCUUAAAAUAGGUCCAAUCAAUGAUUUAAGUUUAUUAACAUAAUGUCCAUCAAAUACUAUUGUAAUAACGAAUUAUACGAUUCCUUCAACUGUGGCAGGAUGUUAUUGUCCAAAUUAAAAUGACAAAUUAUCCGUUGAAAUUUGUAAUACAACAUAAACUGAUUGUACAAUUUUAAGUGCCUCUAAUGAAAUUUAAACUAGUAAUUGGGGAUAUAAUGAGUCAAUGAAAAGGUUUUAAUUAUGUGCCUAAAGAACUAGUACUAACUUUGAGAAACUUAGAUAAUUAAAAAUCAAGCUACCUGAGGAUUGUAAAACUAAUAAUUUAAAGUUAUGUCAAGAUAUGAAUAACGAAUUAAACUUUUUUUGUGUUGAAAAAACAGAGAAAUGUCCAAUAAAGGAUGUUUAAAGAAACAAUUAGAUUCUAAAAAAUUAUGAAAAAAUAGAUUAAGCAUAAAUAAUUGAUGAUCAAUAUGUAAUUAUUACAAGAAACUCUUCAAAUAACUAUAUAAUCAAUUUUAAUAUUACAAGAGGAUAAGGAAUUUGUGAAGAUAGAAAGAAAUUAUCACAAGGAGUAGGUGAAGAUUAUAUAAUGAAUACUCAAAUAUGGGAACCUUGUAAUCUUGAUCUAUCUUUUAAUUAACUAUUUAAAUUAAAAUUUGAAGACUUUUUAGAAUUUAAUGAUUUAACAGAUAAAUUCUAAAAGACAAGACCUCUUUAUAAUUACUCAUAAAAUAUUUAAUUAGUAUUUCAAACUUCUCUACCAACAUUGAACAUAAUUAAUUUUUGCUCUCUUUUUGAUGAUAUUGAAUUUGCUAUAAAUUUGUUAUCAUUAUUUAUUUUGAUUAGUAUGUCAUAUUGGAUAUAUAUGAUUGUAAUUAUAAUAAAUGAAAUAUGCAGAUGUAUAUUUAAUGCAGCAGAAAGUUGUGGUUAAAAAUGCAAAUAACAUGUUACUGCCUUUCUAUUUUAUUAUGUUCGAUUUGCAAUUUAAAUACCCUUAAUAGUACUUUCAUUACUUGGAUUUUUAGUUGUUAUUUAAACUGAUCGUACAAUUAAAACUAUUUCAAUUGAAAAUAUUAAUGAUCAAAUAUCAGAAUAAAUCUUAACUUUUAGUUCAACUAUUUCAUAAAGUAUUUUAAACUAAUAUAAGUUAUUGUAAGGAUUAGUUUUUGCAUAAUUUCUCUUGGAUAUUAUUAUAAGUAUUUGGGCAUAUUAUGAAGAACAUAAAAAGAAAAAAAAGAAAUAAUAUUAACUUUAUAAUCUUAGUCAAAUAGUUUCACCUUAAUACCUUCAACAAACCAAUUAGAAACCAGUUGAGGUUACAAAUGAUAAUGGUAAUGCAGUUAAAAAAAUUUAUCGAAAUAUUUAUUGA